Mercurialis annua (annual mercury) is the source of this 1692-nucleotide messenger RNA. RefSeq names its product GDSL esterase/lipase At1g09390-like. The record is from RefSeq and is a predicted model, not a curated record. NCBI's taxonomy places the organism in Eukaryota, Viridiplantae, Streptophyta, Magnoliopsida, Malpighiales, Euphorbiaceae. Gene Ontology annotation, molecular function: hydrolase activity, acting on ester bonds. The transcript is spliced from 5 exons. Bases 425 to 1513 code for a protein of 362 amino acids.
UAGGGUUCAUUCUAAUUUCUACUGCCUUCAUCCAAUUUUCAGAUAUAAUUUUUUGACUUACUGUAUAAUUAGAUGAGCAUGUAGUUAAAUCUUGCACGAAUUUGAUAAGUGAUGUCAGUGUACAAUGCUGUUGUAUGGUGUAUGUGUUCUGUCAUCUCCCAUUUUGACAAAUAUUACAUAUUUUGCUUACAAUAUACAAAAACUUCAUAAGUUUAUGUACAUAAAUUGACAUAUUAACACUUUGCUAUUGUCAGUAAGCUAAUGUUUUGCUUACCCUGUACUUAUUUUGUUUGUUCAUCCAUACUCUUAUCACUUAUAACAAACAAUUGUUUUCACGUAGGGUGUAUUUGUACCAUAAUCUUACAUUUCUAGAUGUAUAAAUAGAGUACACUCAGUUGCUGUAUAUGAACAGAAGCUAAGUAAAAUGGCUAUGAGUGUAACAGAAGUUUCGCUCCUUGUUAUUGUUGUGUAUGGCUUCCUUACUUUUCAUGUUCAGGCUCAGUGCAGUAAGCCUCCGAUUGUGUUUGCGUUCGGUGACUCUAAUACUGAUACCGGUGCGUAUUUUUCCGGCUUGGGUAUGAUUUUUGGAACCCCCAAUGGUCGUGCUUACUUCAGCAAGCCAUCCGGUCGGUUGUCUGAUGGUCGAUUGAUCAUUGAUUUCUUGAUUGAAAGUGUGAACUCUAGUUACUUGACACCAUAUCUUGAACCUCUGGGGCCAAAUUUUAGAUAUGGAGUUAACUUUGCCUUUGCUGGUGCUGCUACGUCUCCUAGAUUUAAACCGUUUAGCUUGGACGUUCAAGUUCUUCAGUUCACUCACUUCCGAACUCGCUCUCCAGAGCUACUAUUAAAAGGAUAUAAGGAAUUGGUUAGUGAGGAAGAUUUCAAGGAUGCUCUGUACUUAUUUGACAUUGGACAGAAUGAUUUGGCUGGUUCAUUUGAAUAUCUUUCUUACAAUGAAGUUAUUGCUAAAAUCCCAUCUAUCAUUGAUGAAAUUGACUAUGCUAUUCAGGGUAUAUAUAAGCAAGGAGGAAGGAAUUUCUGGGUACACAACACAGGCCCUCUAGGUUGUUUGCCUAGAAUACUUUCCAUAACCGAGAAGCACGCAGGUGAUUUCGAUGAACAUGGGUGCCUUGAGCCUCUUAAUACAGCUGCUAAGGAAUUUAACCAACAGCUGCAUGCUCUAUGUGAGGAACUUAGAUCCGAAUUAGACGAUAGCACAAUUGUAUAUGUGGACAUGUAUUCCGUCAAGUAUGACCUAUUCGCCAAUCCUGCUACUUACGGAUUUGUGAAUCCGCUAAUGGCGUGUUGCGGGUACGGCGGAGCGCCAUACAACUACAAUAAAAGUGUGUCAUGUGGAGUAAGUGGACACAAUGUUUGUGAUGGAGGAUCAAAAUACAUAAACUGGGAUGGAGUUCAUUACACAGAAGCUGCAAAUGCAAUUGUUGCCUCCAAAAUUCUCUCCACCAAUUACUCUACUCCUCCUAUCAACUUCAAUUUCUUUUGUAAUAAAUAAUUUUAGGUUCUCUUAUCAACUUAAAGUGGGAAGAUGGCUCCUAAUUUGUAUUCAUAAUAUGAUUUACAAAAAAUAAUUAUGUUCAAAUAUGUCUCUCAUAUCCUAUUCCAUAUUAUGAGAGGUUCUUAUUUUGCCAAUAACAAAAUUUGUCCUUUAAGGAACCAUUAAUUGCAUAUGCA